Micropterus salmoides (largemouth bass) is the source of this 1635-nucleotide messenger RNA. RefSeq lists its product as uncharacterized. The coding region runs from base 738 to 1457 and encodes 239 amino acids. The record is from RefSeq and is a predicted model, not a curated record. The transcript is spliced from 6 exons. NCBI's taxonomy places the organism in Eukaryota, Metazoa, Chordata, Actinopteri, Centrarchiformes, Centrarchidae.
GCCGAUGACGCAGGAUGAUAAGUCACCUAAACUGUCCACUGUAUGUUUUACUCGUCAAUUCAUCGUCUCGUUCAUUUGUAAUGUAAGUCACUGAUGACCUGCAAUGGACUUGAACAAAAGUGAAGUGAAAAUAUGUCCUAGAAAAUUGUCGGAAAUAGCUUUCAAAAAAAUACUAUGCUGCAGUUUGGCAUCUCUAUUCUGUUCAAACUGACCACAAAACCUCAAAAGUCAUGAAGCUGCUGAAGAACAGCGUGACAGGAAAUGUACUUACAUAAAGCCCGUCUUCUAUGAUAACCAAGAGGAUGCAUCAGCUAGUGUGACCUAUCACCACUCUUAUAUCAUCACUUUUACUCUGAAAAACCAACAAAGAUUUUAACAAAAGACAACAUCAGGAUGCUCCGUUCAGGGAUUAUACUGCUUCUUCUCCAUCAAGGAUAUGCACUGAUCUCAGUGACCACUGUUCAUCUUGGUGAACCUGUGACCUUCACAUGUGCUUACCCUGAUGCAGAGUAUAGCAAUACAAGAAUUAAGUGGUACAAACAGAUUACUGGUGAUACUCUUACAUUAAUUACUACACUGAUGAAAGCUACUACAAAUCCUGCAUUUGAGCAAGGGUUUCCUUCCUCACGAUUUGUUGCAAACCAUACCACAAUCAUGAGCACUCUGACCAUUUUGGAAACAAUCGAAGAUGAUGAGGCAGUGUAUCACUGUGCAGUCACUACCUGGAGUAAGGAUCAAUGGAUAGGCACAUAUUGUCUUUAAAAGGAAACACUCAGAAGAUGACAGACUAUAAUGUAGUUCAGUGGCCAACAGUAUCUGAUCCUGUUCAUCCAGGAGACGCCGUAACUCUCCAGUGUUCAGUUCUCUCCACGUCUAAGAAGAAGUCCUGUCCAGGUGAACACAGUGUACACUGGUUUGGAGUUAGAUCAGAUAAAUAUCAUGCAAACACCAUCUACACUGGUGGAAAUAGACAUCAUGAAUGUGACAAGAGACCUGAUGCACAAUCUCCGCCAAAGAGCUGUGUUUAUCACCUUUCUAAGAAUGUCAGCUCCUCCGAUGCUGGGAUUUAUUACUGUGCUGUGGCUGCAUGUGGGGAGAUUAUAUUUGGAAAUGGGACAAAACUGGACAUUGAGUCAGGAACCAGCUUGAGGUCUGUUUUACAGAUGGACAACAUAAUUUUGCUUCUGCUGUGUGCCACCUCAGCUAUAAGUCUGAUUGUUAUAGCAAUCCUCAUUUACGUCAACAAGAAAAAUAAGUGUGACUAUUGCAGUAAUGAAGCUGAUGUUUCCCUGCAAGAAUAUUUUGCAAAAAGGAAUUUAAAGAGAGAUGAAGAAACAUGGAUUUAUUCCGCCGCUCUCUUUACCACGAUGCAAACUGGCACUGGUGGAAGAAGCGAUGCAAAAGCAGUGGAGAGGGAGAGGAUCUACGCUGCUGUCAAGGCUUUUGGGUUGAAUUAGCAAGUUAACUGGACUGUUUUAGAUGAGUUACUACCAUACUAGAGGCCUAUGUGAUAGUUGAUGCUAUUCUGUGUAAAGCUAAGAUGUUAUUAUAUGUGACUAUUAGGUAAGAUUGUACAUAUCUGUCUUUGUUUGAUGUUUUUAGAUUGAAUUAAAACAAAGCAUUUUGUUACACUAA